Messenger RNA from Naegleria fowleri, 1362 nucleotides. RefSeq lists its product as uncharacterized. The transcript has a single exon. Gene Ontology annotation, cellular component: endoplasmic reticulum. Gene Ontology annotation, biological process: protein N-linked glycosylation; dolichol-linked oligosaccharide biosynthetic process. The record is from RefSeq and is a predicted model, not a curated record. The coding region runs from base 1 to 1362 and encodes 453 amino acids. Gene Ontology annotation, molecular function: dolichyl pyrophosphate Glc2Man9GlcNAc2 alpha-1,2-glucosyltransferase activity. Lineage: Eukaryota; Heterolobosea; Eutetramitea; Acrasida; Naegleriidae.
AUGAUCACACAACGAUUCCUUCUUCUUUCCUUGCUUCUUGGUUCUUUAGUGCUCAUAUCAAACAAGGUGAAUGAGAAGGUGCCCGAACCGUAUAUGGAUGAGAUAUUUCAUAUUCCUCAAGCCAUGAAAUAUGUUCAGAACAAAUUCUCGGAAUGGGAUGACAAGAUCACAACACUUCCAGGCUUAUAUUUAUUUUCAUAUUUAAUUGAACAUGUGGGAAUGAAUGUUGGAUUUUUCAAAGAGUUCAUGGGCACAAGUGGCUCUUUUCGAAGUAUAAACGGACUGUUUUUAGUUGCAUUGUUUUUAUUAUUCGGAAAGAUUUUACAUAAUGAUUUGAGAGCUUUCCGAUUAGUAUUGUUUCCUCUCCUGUACUUUUUUGCAUUUCUCUAUUACACAGAUGUUGGGUCAUGUUUGUUUGUAUGCAUGUCUUUUUAUUUCUCUAGAAAAGAGCAAAUAACAACAAGCGGAAUUUGUGCCUUGAUCGCAGUUCUCUUUCGACAAAGUAAUAUUAUUUGGGCUUUUUGGAUUGUGGUAUCAUAUCUAGUAGAACAAUUAGAAAAAAGAGAAAAUUUUGAAGAACAAAGCUUAAUUUCACAGAUUUGGAUAUUUAUCAAAGCGAUUUUUGCUAAUUUUUCGAGAAUUUUGAUUCAAUUUUGGAGUUUCGUACUGUUGGCUAUCAUUUUUAUUUUAUUUGUUGUGUGGAAUGGAGGAUUAACUGUGGGAGAUAAGUCAAACCAUAUUGCCAUCACUCAUGUUUCUCAAUUCUUUUACUUUUUUGUAUUUUCUUGUGUUAUGGAGCCAGGCUUACUCAUUCAUAGAUGUUUGAAAUGGAAGCAAGAAGUUAAAAAUUGGAAAGGCUUCACUUUAAGUUUGAUAAUUCUGACACCUCUAUGUGCAGCCCUCUCUUACUAUUUUAGCUAUGUGCACAUUUUCAUGUUGAGUGACAACCGGCAUUACAUUUUCUAUUUAUGGAGAAAGUUUUUUAAAAUUCAUAUCAGUCCCACCAUUCAGCUGAAAUAUUGCAUUAUAUAUUCUCCAAUUUAUGUAGCUUGCCUAUUAUUGAUUUAUUCAGAGAUCAGAAAACAGAGGUCCUUGAUAUGGACAAUAGUAUUCAUUUGUUGCACUGCACUUAACCUUAUUCCUCUGCCCCUUGUAGAAUUUAGGUACUUUAUUGUACCAUUCCUGCUUAUGAAUUUGAAUCUCAAGCAUGUCGACUCGUCAUUAGAAAUCAAACACAUGCAUACUAGAGUGGAUAUCAUCAACAUGGUUUGGUAUCUACUAAUUAAUGGCAUUACCAUUUACAUAUUCCUUUACAAACCAUUUACAGGACCUGAUGGAAAUGAAGCCAGAUUUAUGUGGUGA